AUGGCGACGAUACUUAAAUUCCGUCAAAGUUCCCUAAGAGUAGUUGGGACGGCUAAGGGUAAGAAAGUUCCAAUUUUAUUGGUUUUUGAUCUAAAUUUUAAUGUCGAAUUAGAAGCGUGAACUCUGGCAAAACUGACGAUUUAGUCUUAAACUUUUCGACUGUCACACAAGGUCAUACAGGACGAAAGCUCAUUAAAACGGGGUUCUUGAGUUCGAGAAGUUUCAUUUUUUUGCCUGUAUCAGGAAUUAUCCUGUUUUAGUAUGGAAGAACAUGAAUUCAAAUCACCUGAAAUUAGCCACUCGUAUGGGAUGACGCGAAAGCAUUAACGAUGAAAUUGGAAUAAAACCUUACUUUCUGGAACAGAGAAGGCACUAGGUCAGUUCCAGGCCAUUCUCCCCUCUUUCCUCGUAAAUUAGUUACGAGAAUUUGGUGUUAAAUCGAGAAAACAACUUUCAUAUGAGGAGAAGUUACAUGUUAAUCACUUCUGGGAGUUUAAGGCUAGGCUUAAUUAGCUAAGGUAUCAGGGGUUUCAAAAUGUGACCAGUUGCAGAAGAAAAAUUGGAAAAACAAAAUGUUAUGGCGAUGGGCAAAAUCUGAUCCAAUCACGUGGUGAACACUUCCUUCUCCAGAUUCCUCUCAUCCAUGUUUGCUUUUUUUCCUCUUCUUUUAUCUCUGAAUAUGCAGCUGAAAUAUCAGCCAUUUUAUGAUUAUUCCCAACAGAGGCAUGCCAAGGAAAUGUAGUAACUAAACCAUUUUUGGGUGGUGGCCAUUAUAGAAGGUGCCUGUCAUCCCAUGUUAAUGUCCAAAAACAUGGAAGUAUAGCCAUUUUGGAGCUAAACAGGGGACCAGUGAACAGCUUCAGCCUGGAAUUUUUAGAAGAAAUAAAUACCACUUUGGGCAGCCUUGAAAAUGAUCAGGACUGCCAAGGAGUUAUAAUUACUUCAGUAGGUUACCAUGUAGUACAUGUAUUUUACUUCAAAUGAAGUUCUGAUUAGCCAUUAGUGGGUUUUAGAUCUACUUUUGGUGUGUUAACUGCAAACUACAGUAAGCAGUUUGAGGCUAGAAGUUGGGAGAUUAUCAGCAUUUUAGACUGACAUUGGCUUUCACCUGACCAUAAAUGUGUACAUGGCCAUCUUGAAUUAAAGGCAGGAUGGAAAUUCUUCAUUUCAAACAAAAAAAGUGGCAGAAAGAUUCGUUUUUUAAUGUCCCAAAUGGAUCAGCUAAAAAUAGAAAACCUCAUCUUAUAUAACUAAAAGGAAAAAUGUGGAAAAACUUAUAAACAGGAGGAAGAAAGCACAGAAGGAGUUUACCUACCUGAAACUGCCAAAAGUUCAAACAUGGAAUGCAAAUAGCAAAUAUGACUGCUGGAGUCUGGUCACAUGACUCCUUGUGGUUUGUGGUCACAAACAGGAAUCUAGAAUUCUCUUUUGCUCUUAGAAAACAGUCAAGGUGUCCAUGACAAGUAAUGGAAAUAGAGUAGGGGAAGAUUUUAUAAGCCUAUAGGAAGCCUAAAUAAAAACUACUGCAGCCUUUCCUGGUUUCUAUAGAGCUUACGAAGCAUCUAGGAAUAAUAUUAAUCCAGUCUUGGAAAAGGAUGGAAGUUCCAAUACUGCUUAUUCUCCAUUGUUGAGAGAGAAACUGUGAGAGGAAAGAGGAUCAUGCAAAUACACAACUGAAUUGAGUUGAUGAUGAUUGUUAGACUAAUUGUUGUUGUCUCUGAUUGAAUUAGGGUGUUCCAAAAGUGUUUUCUGCAGGGCUUGACCUAGUGAAGGAAAUUUACAAGCCUUCAGAUAAAAAGCGCCUUGCUUCUUUCUGGAGUAAUUUUCAGGAGAUGUGGCUUCGCUUGUAUGGAUCACGGCUAGCUACAAUGGCAGCUAUUAAUGUGAGUUAUCCAUUCAGUUAAACUUGAUAUCUUUAUUGUCUCCUUCACCAUCUCUUUCAUUUUCUUUUAGGAUUAACAAUUCUAUUUGUUUGUCUGAGUAUUAAUCCUUGAAAUACAUGUCACCUGAGCCUCUAAAUUCUCUUUGAAAUCCAAAAUUUUUCUUGGAGAUUUUGACCCUUUAACUCCCAAGAUCUGAUUGGUAACUGUCCUCUCUGGCUGCUACACAUUUCCUUGUUCAUUAUUUACAAGAAUUUGGUGUUAGAUCAAGUAAACAACCUCUACCUGAUAAGUUUGAGCGUUCUCGUUACCUGUGUGCUUGAUAAUGUGUGGAUAUCAUAAGGAGAAGUUACAUGUGAAUCAUAUUUUUUAUUUAAAGGGUUAAUGAUUGUUGGUUGCCAAAUGGGGACUUGGAAAAGAGUUGAGCUAAUGUGUUAAUCAAGUGGAAGCUUCAACAUCCCCCCCCCCUCCCUUGGAAACCCAUAGGGCAUUUGAACAUUUCAAAGUUGGUUCAUUCAAAUUCUUGUCCCUCAGGACUAAAAGAAUGUGCAAAUGCCCCACCCAAGUACCAAAUUUGAUGAUCAAUGUUUUUAUAAAAGGCAAGAUCAGUGACCAUGACUUUCUAAUAGACCUUUUCUCUUGAGCCACCAGCUUAAAAAGUGAGCUUUAUAACUUUAAUCACCUCCACAUUAAAAGAAAAAACACAUAUGUUCUGCUAAAAAAGACUUGACAGUUCAGGUUCAAAUUUCCCACCACACCCAGGCAAGGUUCAAACUCCCCAUCCUUAGCUUUGGAGGACAGUCAAAUGCCCUGUGGGUUGCCUUGUGGGAGGGACAUGUUGAAGCUUUGAUUUGAUUAGUGCUUAAGAUCCAUGUUAGACUGACACCCUCUGCUGAAAUUGGCCCCUUAAGUUCAUCCCUUGCCAAUUUGGAGCAUUCCUUUAUUUUAGGGUCAUGCUAUGGCAGGAGGCUGUGUCUUGGGCUUGUCAUGUGACUAUCGUGUCAUGGCUGAGGGAUUCAGAAUUGGAAUGGUGGAAAUUGAGGCAGUAAGUUAUUUUAAGUUCCUUGACAAGAAAGUCAUGUGAUAAUAAAUGAGUUACUGAUGGGGCUACUUGAGACAUUAGUAAUUGUGAUGAAUGAGUGUGGUGAAUUUCUAACACUCUGCAUGCUUUAAAUCAGCUCUCAAUCAUGAGCAUGAAAAAAUUUGGUUUUAUCAAUUUAUUUAAUAAUGUGAAUGACCACUGGGAGGGGCUUCCAGAGCUGACAUUUUGAGUGCCAGCCAGUGAUCUAGCCCUUUGCCAGAGUGAAUUGGAAUUUGAAUUUUGCUACAGUAACAGCAUAAAAACAAUUAUCAUUCCAUUCAAUGCUCCAAAUCCAUUAUCUGAUAAAACUAACUUUGUUGAAACAAAUAUUUGAUAAGCUCAAAUGCUGGUUUGAACAAAAACUCCUAAAUGGGUUUUUUUAAUUUUUUUUUUCUCAAUUUUAUGUUUUAUAGGGUGUUCCACCACCAACUUGGUGAGUGCAAUUUAUCACAAGUAGAGCGCUUUUCGAUUGUGUGUCGUACAAGCGUAACAGAAGUGUCGUUUAACCAAUACCAAUGUAAUCACAACGGCCAAUCAGAUGACAGGAAAAAACCUUUUAGAGCCAAUGAUGACUCAAAAUAAAACCGACCAAACUGCCAAAAGCGCGGGAAAACGCGAGCGACCAAGUCGUGAUUGGUUUCAGUUAAAUUGCAUCUGAUUGGUUGAGAAAGGGCGCAAGUUUCUUAGACUAAUUACAACGAGAAGUAAAGUAGAAGCAAGGUAGUCCUGGAUUAAUUUCGACACUCGAUUCAAAGUUUCUCAAUUCGUUCAACAGUUGUGGUUGUAGUGGCUUGUACGUUGCCUCGCCAUUCACUUGUAUUGUAAUGGGGCGAACGCUAACAUAAAUCAAAUCAAACUUGACCAACGCCGCGUCGGGGAAAUGUCUCAUAUCAACGGAACUUUCAAGCGUCUAUCAAUCUCAACUGGUUUAUUAUUUAUUGGAAAGCUCGUAAAAACUGAAAUACAAUAAAUUAAAAUAGGCUAUUACCAUACUAUAUACUAUCAAAAUGUCCUAAACUCGAACGCGCGGGUCGUGUAAAUAGAUAAAUCAAAACAACACAAAUAUCUUAAGCGCAACAAAACUACCUUGAUUAUACACGUUUCGGUUUAUAAAUACAAAAAUAAAUAAGAUGACAUACCUCUUUCCCCAUUCUAUUAUUCUAGUAAUUCGACAAUCCUUCGAUCUGGCUAUGCUUGCGACUAACAUGUGUCUCGUGGUCGAAUGAGACCUUAUGCCGAAAGUUCGAGGGUAUGUCACACAAAACAAAACAAAAGGGUAUUGAACGUUACGCAAAUCAUAACUAAAAAUAGUCUUCGUUGCAUGUAUUUUCCAUCAUUAGGGUGGUUGGUACCAUGAGAAAUGUGGUUGGCCAAAGUUGUACAGAGAAAGCGAUCCUAAGUAACAAGAGGUACACAUCCGAGGAAGCUCUAGCCGUAGGAAUGGUUGAUAAGGUUGUACCAAAGGAUAAAACCAUGGAAGAGACGAUGGUAGAAAUGGAAAAAUGGGUCGCUUUUUCUAGUAAGAGUUUCAAUUAACUGUUUUCUCCAGAAACGCCCGCCACUCUGACAUUGAACACUUAUUUUCUCUUCAUACUCCUAACAAUUUUUUUUUAGGUUUUUGAUACCUCACGGCAUAACCCUGCACCCCCUCCCCUCCCCUCGUCCAACCCUCAAAAUUUCCCAGUCACUCUUUAUGAGAAGGUUUUGUAAAUUAUUUAAGAUGACCAACGUCAUUAACUAGAUUAAAAAUUGGGAAAGAAGAACACUCUCCUAGUCCUUCGCUCUCAGUGUGAGUUCUGAUUCGUCUAACCGAUGACCUUGUCUUCCAUUUAUGAAUUUUCUUUAGAAUAUUAUGGUAAUUCAAGGCAGCAUCGCGUAAUUGAUAGUUUGCUUAAUUCUCCUUAUAUUUUGGCUCUGUGGUGCACACUUGCGCACUGAACAGGGGGUGAAGUAGUCGGUCGUAUGUUUUUCUCCAUUUUUAGGCAAAGCUAGAGAAUUAACCAAAAAAACACUACGAAAAGAGUUUGUGGAGGCGCUGGAGAAUAACAGAGCCGAAGACAUCAAGGACUUCUGUGACUGUAUACUCGAUGAAAAUGUACAGAAAGCAAUUGGGAAACAAAUCGAGAAAAUCUCCAAAAAGAACUAGAUACCGAAAGCACCGCGUGAAUCGUGUUGUCGUCAACGAUAACAAUUUGGCAGACGAAGAGAAGUCAGCGAGUGAACAAGUGAACUGGCAUCUGGAGAACUUCCUUCAUUUUCUGAGACCAACUUGAAGUGAGGCGCUUUGUAGUGCUUCAACAUAAAACUGCCAUUAUGUAAAUUAAACAUAACUUUUAGAAUAAGUAUCGUCACCAAUUCACAUAUCAACGUAUAAUCACAGUUUGUGUGCGUGGCAUGGUUUUCCUAUCCUGUCCUUCAAAGGUGGAUUGCCCGACCAAAUCAUGUCUGCAUUUUCAGACGUUUCGCUCUUUCAUGGCAUUUUAAAGGUCGCCGCAGGGGCACUUUAUGUUAGGAGACGCUUGUUUGGCCUUUUCAUUUGAAAAGGAGCCUCUUAAAUCGCAGAUAUCCACUUCCACUAUAUCUCGAACUUAAAGCCGCGCCUCUCAAACAGGCUUCAGUGUAAAUCCCCCUUGGAUUUUUUGUACCUUUGGCUUCUCGAAAGCGCCGCGUUUUAGUCUCAAACUAAGUAAGUGUUUACCAGAGGUAAUACUUUCAUAUUUACAUCCUCGUUUUAUAGCACCAUCAAAACGAGACAGGAUGAGCAGGUGAUGUUGAAUUGCAGAUAUCACCUCCCUUCUUUAAAUUAUAAUUCAUUCACUGUUUCAUUUAUAAUUCAUUCACAUCUGUAACCAAGGAUUUUCUUUUGUAACACAAUACCGCGUGCACUUGUAAAAUCAAAGUGGUCGCUAUGAGUAAGUUAUUCACGUGGAUAUGUGGAGCCAUACCCUUUGGCACCUCAGAUCUUUAGACUCAGACCCGCUGCUUUUGCUAAAACACAAACUUGACUGCAAGGCGCCAUUUCAGAGAGUUCAAAUAUUUAUCCAACUUAAACAUGACAUUGAACUUGGGACCAUGAAGAGUCAUAAACCAAUACCGUGUGGCGUUAAAACUAAUUUUAAUCUACCACAAAAUGC
This is a messenger RNA of Pocillopora meandrina, 6095 nucleotides long. The record is from the annotation of a GenBank genome assembly. NCBI's taxonomy places the organism in Eukaryota, Metazoa, Cnidaria, Anthozoa, Scleractinia, Pocilloporidae.